CUCUUUUUCACUGGCCUCCGUGAGUUAGGACACAAGCAUAACCGGAGUUGGAACGCAAAGAAAAACACUUCGCUUCUCUAGAAAAGAAAAGGUCAUCCGGGUGGCCACAAAUCCAUCUCAUAGCCUGGAGGAAACAUGGAGUUUCUUUACGAUCUUUUAGGGGACAAUGCUUGGUUGUACAUCAGUGCCACCUUCACAGUGCUGUGGAUUGUAGUCUGGCUGUACAGAGACAGCCUGGAGAUCGAAGACUUUGCUGACAAAUAUGUCUUUGUGACCGGCUGCGACUCGGGCUUCGGUAACCUGCUGUGUAGGAAGCUGGACCAAAAAGGUUUCUGCGUGCUGGCCGGUUGCCUCACAGAAAAGGGAGCUGAUGAUCUGAAAAGGAUGACAGGACCGUACUUGAAGACUGUCCUGCUGGAUGUGACCAGUCAGGAGAGCAUUCAGAAAGCCAUGGAGUGGACCAAGAAGGAGGUCGGCGAUAAAGGACUCUGGGGUAUCGUGAACAAUGCCGGCCGCUCGUUACCCAUGGGUCCCACUGAAUGGAUGAAAGUGGAGGACUUCCACGGUACGCUCAAGGUCAACAUGCAUGGCGUAAUCGCUAUGACGUUGACCUUCCUGCCCUUGGUCAAGAAGGCCCGUGGGCGUGUCGUGAACGUGGCGUCGGUCCUGGGCAGGGUGGCGGCUAACGGUGGUGGUUACUGUAUCUCCAAGUUUGCCGUGGAGUCUUUUUCCGACUGCCUCAGGAGAGACAUCAACUACUUUGGCGUGAAGGUGUGCAUCAUCGAACCGGGCUUUUUCAAGACCGCCGUGACUAGUCUGGAGCCUAACGAGAGGGAACUGCAUCGCUUGUGGAAUCAGCUCAGCCCAGAAGUCCAAGCCAGUUAUGGAGACAAGUACCUUGAUAAGUACAUCAAAAUCCAACGAUUCAUCAUGAACGCCAUCUGCGAUGCCGACCUCACCAAGGUGACCAACUGUAUGGAGCACGCCCUGACCUCCAUGUACCCACGCACCCGCUACAGUGCCGGCUGGGACGCCAAGCUCAUCUGGAUCCCGCUCUCGUACAUGCCGUCAUGCGUGGUCGACAUUGGGCUCAGGCUGGUUCUGCCCCGGCCUUCUAAGAGUGUGUGACUUACUCCCCACAAUGGGGGGUGAUGCUGUGAGAUGAUGAUUAGUUGAAGGUACUUAUAUUAAUUACUGAUGUAUUUAUAAGUUGCAGUAUCUCUGUUGUAAAAUGUACAGUCCUGAUCAAAUUAUUUUCUUGAUUUAUUUAGCAAAAAAGGUGCUAUUGAAUUUUCAAUUUGACACUGUUGUGCCUUUUUUUUGCCACUGUAUUUAUGCUUCUCAAUCUUGAG
This is a messenger RNA of Doryrhamphus excisus (bluestripe pipefish), 1352 nucleotides long. RefSeq names its product retinol dehydrogenase 5 (11-cis/9-cis) (gene rdh5). Gene Ontology annotation, molecular function: all-trans-retinol dehydrogenase (NAD+) activity. Gene Ontology annotation, biological process: steroid metabolic process; retinoid metabolic process. Gene Ontology annotation, cellular component: intracellular membrane-bounded organelle. The record is from RefSeq and is a predicted model, not a curated record. Lineage: Eukaryota; Metazoa; Chordata; Actinopteri; Syngnathiformes; Syngnathidae.